This is a messenger RNA of Paramormyrops kingsleyae, 3225 nucleotides long. It is a transcript of the gene slc25a25a, whose product is annotated as solute carrier family 25 member 25a. Gene Ontology annotation, biological process: transmembrane transport. Gene Ontology annotation, cellular component: mitochondrial inner membrane. NCBI's taxonomy places the organism in Eukaryota, Metazoa, Chordata, Actinopteri, Osteoglossiformes, Mormyridae. Gene Ontology annotation, molecular function: calcium ion binding. The record is from RefSeq and is a predicted model, not a curated record.
GCCAUAGUACUGUUAGCUGUUCGUGCUGUUAGUCGUUACUGCUGAGCCAGGAAAUUAAGUCUGCUCUGUAUUCGUUAAUCACAUUAUUUUUGUCAUGUGGGACUUGGUACUGUAUUAAGACUUUUUGGGUCAAAUACUGUGCCUCUUGCAUGCUUGAAGGAAAGUUUAAAAAUAACUCUCUCCUGAGAUGGGCUGGUCUGGCAUGACGUUCUGGGAUUAGAAUGCACCUUGAAUUGUGCCUUCUGCCCAUUACUGCAUCUAUGAAAAAAGCACACGGGCUGCAGUGAUAACUGUUAGUUCCCUGGCCAGAGGGAGGGGCUGGCUACAGUGAGGGAACAUUUUACUCUUAAAUCAUGAGGCCCCUGCUCUUAUCUGCCUCUGACAGCUUGCCACUGUCACAUGAGUAGGCAGGGUGAAUUUCAGCAGAAGGCCCCUCCCUCUUAUCAUAGGAAGGUCACAGGGUCGUGUCACUUCCCGACCCCAUUUAGUGUUGUAUAAUUUGCUCGGUGACUAAUGAGGCCGUGCCCUUAGACGGCAGGGUCGGCCGUCUGCUUAGAUUUCGCAAGCUCUGCAUUCAGGUCCCCUGUGGUUUUGGAGCAAUGUAAUGCACCAGGAAAAUGUAUCUAGACAUCUGCAGCCUGCACAGAUAUUUGACAUCGGCGAGAACCUGAUGGUGCCAGAUGAGUUCACAGUAGAGGAAAGGAUGAUGGGGAUGUGGUGGCGCCAACUGGUGGCUGGGGGAGGAGCUGGUGCGGUCUCUCGAACCUGCACCGCCCCCCUCGACCGUCUCAAAGUCCUCAUGCAGGUCCAUGGAUGCCGGAGCAACAACCUGUGCAUCAUUGGGGGGCUGACUCAGAUGGUCCGAGAAGGUGGGAUGCGGUCCCUGUGGCGGGGCAACGGUGUCAAUGUCCUCAAGAUCGCGCCCGAGUCGGCCAUCAAGUUCAUGGCUUAUGAGCAGAUCAAACGCUUGAUGGGAAGCGACCAGCAGUCGAUAGGGAUCCCAGAGCGGUUUGUCGCCGGCUCUCUGGCUGGUGUCAUUGCCCAGAGCAGUAUCUACCCUAUGGAGGUUCUGAAGACUCGGCUAGCCCUCAGAAAAACUGCCCAGUACUCUGGCAUCAGCGACUGCGCCAAGCACAUCUUCCGGAAGGAGGGCGUGGCCGCAUUUUACAAGGGCUACAUCCCUAACAUGCUGGGCAUCAUUCCCUACGCUGGCAUCGACCUGGCCGUGUACGAGACCCUAAAGAACUCCUGGCUACAGCAGUAUGCCAAGGACAGCUCAGACCCCGGCGUCUUCGUCCUGCUCGCUUGCGGAACCAUCUCGAGCACAUGUGGCCAGCUGGCUAGCUAUCCCUUGGCGCUGGUCCGGACGCGCAUGCAGGCACAAGCCACGUCAGAGGGCAGCCCUCGCAUGACCAUGACAGGUCUCUUCCGGCACAUCCUCAGCACAGAGGGCCCCUCUGGCCUCUACCGAGGCCUGACCCCCAACUUCAUGAAGGUCAUUCCUGCCGUCAGCAUCAGCUAUGUGGUCUAUGAGCACCUGAAGGCAACCCUCGGUGUACAGUCGCGGUGAGGAGGCCAGCGCCACCUGCUGGACACUGGCGGUGAAGGCCGCUGGAAGGACUGAGGAAUCCUGGGAGGGCCUGGGGUUUGUGUGGACACUUCAUUCUGUGAAUGCCUGAAAGAUAAGGGAGAUGCAGAUCAAUGCUAAAAAGACUGAAAGCUGCUGAUGAUGUGACCUCAGGGGCUGUGAGCGGAGGGACAAGGCUUCCGGUUUGUCUGUCGUCGUUCUUGUGGUAGUUUAACUGCUCACUGGUUUGGAGUGGUGCCUUAUUUUAAGGGCUGCAGCUGUCAUCAUUUUUGACAGGAUAAUUAAUAAGCUUCUAACAGGCAGUUAUUGAGACAUUUCUGCCUUUUUCAUAAAAGGUGAGCAAAUGCUGACUUAAACUGGGACCAGACUAGUAUCUGUUCGCUUCUGCGCAGUGCUUGGCUUCUGACUAAAACUGAUGUCCAAAGCACUGUUUAGUUUUCCAGUGUUUGUUCUGUGAUUGUCUUUCUCGUUGUGUUUUAAUAUUUCAUCACUUAAGAUUUAUGUAUUGUUUCCCUCCAAGGGAAAAUGGUCUAAUUCUACGACUGAAUUAACUUAGUCUCUCAAUCGUUUACAAGGGUGUUUGUCGUGAGUGCUUCUGGCUUUAAUAACUGAGCAGUCAGCCACGAUCUUCCAGGACAGGGACAAUAUUUUGCUACUGGAGUUUUAUAGAAGUAUUUUUUCUAAUUGGCUAUUUACAGGGUAAUAUUUCACAGGUGUUGAAAUCGACUUUGUUGUUCUUAAUAACUUCUAUGCUUCACAGAUUAUUUUGUGCCUCACAGGACUUUAUACACCGGUAAAAUGGAAUGCUAUGUUUUGGUUUUAAUUUUAAAGGUUAUGUAUAAUUAACAUCUUAUUUAGUAGUUUCACUGAUGCUUCCAUUGUAUUGCAAGUUAAACUUUUUAUAAUUUUACUUAGUUUCUGGGUCAAGUCAUGCAAUGGAUGUGGGGGCUUUGUACAGUAUUUUAUUUAAACACCACAGUAUCCAGACAGGACAUGUGGGUUCCUGAUGUCACUCACCCAGCUGUGAAACUGCACCUUUGAACCACUGAAUGCCACCCUGUUGUAAGCAAGUGUUCUCUGCGGAUUUCCACACAGCCAUGAUAAGAGGCUUCUGAUUGUAUGACACGUAUGUUUUAUGAUUCUGAAACACUUUUUUUGCACUUUAAUCUCAAACGAAAAUAAGGCGGCUUUAGAAACUUUGGAAUAUCUGUAACCUCCCUCAGAAAUUAAACCUGCCUUAUUCUUGUUUGUCCUAAGCUGUGUGGAGAGCAAUGUGGACAGAAUAUGAGAAUUCCACUAUGAUGGAUAGUCAGUCAAAAACUGGGAAUGUAUUUAACUACUUUGUGAAUUGAUUCUCUAAAUGUCUCCUCCCCCAGAGAUGUCAAUUACUUCUCUACCUCUUCCCUUCACCCUGAAUUUCUACUUAGGCCAUGUUGUAAACUUCAUAAUUAAGUACCCCAUCUGUUUAGAAGUUAGUCUGUCUUAUGCAUUAAAUCCAGUUGUAUGAAAGCUGUUGUACUUUUAAUGAUGAUGUAUGAAGACUAAGAUGAUGCUGCUUUUCUGAAUGUAAGUAAAGGAAUGAAUGGCAUGCAAAUGAAUAUUUAUGGUUCUUAAAUAAAAAUGAAUUUGCACAACUA